Messenger RNA from Pezoporus flaviventris, 1498 nucleotides. RefSeq names its product low density lipoprotein receptor class A domain containing 3 (gene LDLRAD3). Bases 97 to 1146 code for a protein of 349 amino acids. Gene Ontology annotation, cellular component: plasma membrane. The record is from RefSeq and is a predicted model, not a curated record. Gene Ontology annotation, biological process: receptor-mediated endocytosis. Lineage: Eukaryota; Metazoa; Chordata; Aves; Psittaciformes; Psittacidae. Gene Ontology annotation, molecular function: protein binding. The transcript has 6 exons.
CCGGCCUCCCACCACCCACCGGCCUCGCGCUCCGUCGGGACCGAGCUGCCGAAACGGAGGAGUUUCGAAGUUUGUGGAGCAGCCGGCGCGGGGGCCAUGUGGCUGCUGUGGUUGUUGCUGGGCUCGGCGGAGAGCCAACUGUUGCCUGGGAAUAACUUCACAAAUGAAUGCAACAUUCCUGGAAACUUCAUGUGCAGUAAUGGGCGCUGUAUCCCGGGGGCCUGGCAGUGUGAUGGGCUGCCAGACUGCUUUGAUGACAGUGAUGAGCGAGAAUGCCCAAAAGCCAAAUCCAAGUGCGGUGCUACAUUCUUCCCUUGCGCCAGUGGGAUCCACUGCAUCAUCGGCCGUUUCCGGUGCAAUGGCUUUGAGGACUGUCCUGAUGGCAGCGAUGAAGAGAACUGCACAGCCAAUCCCUUGCUUUGCUCUACUGCCCGAUUCCACUGUAAAAACGGUCUUUGCAUUGAUAAGAGCUUUGUGUGCGACAGUCAAAAUAAUUGUCGAGACAACAGUGAUGAAGAAAGCUGCGAAAGCCCCCAAGAGGCAGGCAGUGGCCAAGAUUAUGUGACCUCAGAAAACCAGCUGCUCUACUACCCUAGCAUUACCUACGCUAUCAUUGGCAGCUCUGUCAUUUUCGUUCUUGUGGUGGCCUUUCUUGCCUUGGUCCUGCAUCACCAAAGGAAACGCAACAAUCUUAUGACCUUGCCAGUGCAUCGACUGCAGCACCCUGUCCUGCUGUCCCGGCUGGUGGUGCUUGAUCACCCACACCACUGCAGUGUCACCUACAACGUUAACAAUGGGAUCCAGUACAUGUCUAGCCAGGCCUACCACAGGCCAGUGGACCUGGACUCUCCACCAUCCUAUUCGGAGGCUGUGCUCGACCAAAGCAGACCACCUUGGUUUGACCUUCCUCCACCGCCUUAUUGUUCUGAAUCUGAAUCCCCUAAUCAGCCAGAUCUUCCUCCUUACCGAUCUCGAACAGGAAGCUUGGCGAGCACAGACACCCCCAUGGCAGGAAGCCCUCUGGGAACAGCUGGCAGUUGGACAAGGGACAUCCAUGACAGUAUGGAUGGCCACAGAACACUUCUUGAGAGGACAGCAGAUCAAAAUGAUUCUCUGAUCAACUACACUGCUGAAAGAGAAAUGUAAAUGCUUCAGUAUUUGUGAUGGGCAGGAAGGCAUUUACCUUUUCAAGUCUGUAUGGGUUAAUCUGCUGUGGCUAAUAGGUUUCAGGGGGACAUCUGCCUGAAUGAUGACUUGAUUUGAAUCCACACUAAGUUAAUUUUUUAAUUGAGCAUUUUGGACUCAUCAGAGACAGGGCUGUAAGAGCUAAACGUCACGUCAACUCUCCACAAUAUUUCAGCAAGCAAGUUUUGGUUCCGACUAGUAAGAGAAACAUCAGUUCUGUGUCAAAGAACUGAUGUGAUGUCCGUCUUGGACUAUUAACUGUGUAUGAAUGUACAUAUGUGCUUGUAUAAUAUAUAGAGAUGUUGCACACACA